GAGGCGAUCCUCCGCGUCUCGUGCCUUGACUUCAUCUGUCCUCCGCGGUCAACUGCUCUUCGCCGCCGCACGCCAUCGAAUUCGACGGCGAUCCGACGCUUCUGCGGGAGCGCUAGUUUUUUCCUCCCUCUUCCGUCACCUGGGAAAUGGCGGCGGCAACGAGAAGGGCUCUUGCCCCGUUAUUAACCUCCCGCAACCGCAAAUUGUUCAGCAGGAAUCGGUUCUCUCGAUGAGUUAUUCUCGCUCGGGAUGGCGAGGAGGGUUUGAGGAAGGAGCAUGUCGGCGGGAGUUCAGUAGCACUGCAGCUCCCGCGAUGGGGUCCGAUGAAAAAUUCGUGGAUGAGAUUGAGAAGAUCCGGCAUGCAUAUGAGGAGGCGAAAAGAAGCUUUCUAAACAUUCCCGUCGCACUCAAGGAAAUGCCCAAGAUGGAUCCAGAAGGCAUCUAUGUGAACAGGAAUGUGAGGUUAGACGAUAUUGAAGUCUUCGGAUUUGAUUAUGACUACACACUUGCGCAUUACUCUGGAAACCUGCAAAAUUUGAUCUACGACCUCGCCAAAAAGCAUCUUGUAAAUGAGCUCCGGUAUCCUGAGAGUUGUUUGCUGUUUGAAUAUGAUCCAACGUUUCCAAUCAGAGGACUGUGUUAUGACAGGCUCAGAGGAUGCCUUCUGAAGCUUGACUUUUUCGGGUCUAUUGAAACAGAUGGGUGCUUUUUUGGACGCCACAAGAUUUCCUUGGAGAAGAUUAAGGAAAUGUAUGGCACUCGUCAUAUUGGUCGAGCCCAAGCACGAGUACUUGUUGGUUUGAUGGACUUCUUUUGUUUUAGCGAGGUGUGCUUAAUUGCCGAUACCAUACAACAUUUUGUGGAUGCCAAGCUAGAUUUUGAUCCUUCCAAUGUCUAUGAAGACAUAAACCAGGCAAUUCAGCAUGUGCAUAAAAGUGGCUUGCUCCAUAAAGAGAUUCUUUCUGAUCCUACAAAGUAUCUUGUGAAGAAUAGUCAGCUUUUCUGCCUACUCAAGAAGUUGAAGGAGAAGGGGAAGAAGCUUUUCCUACUAACAAAUUCUCCAUACAGUUUUGUGGAUGGAGGCAUGCGUUUUAUGCUAGAGGACACUGGAGAUGUGAGAAAUUCUUGGAGGGAACUUUUUGAUGUUGUGAUUGCUAAGGCUAAUAAGCCACACUUUUACACAUCUGAACACCCAUUUCGAUGCUAUGACAUAGCAAACGACACCUUGGCUUUUACAGCAGUGGACCAACUUCUCCCUGACCAAGUCUACUAUCAUGGUUGCCUGACAUCAUUUCUACAAAUUACAAAGUGGAAAGGUCCUGAGGUGAUAUACUUUGGUGAUCACUUGUUUAGUGACUUGAGAGGACCUUCAAAAGCUGGUUGGCGUACUGCUGCUAUCAUUCAUGAACUUGAGAAUGAAAUAAAGAUUCAAAAUGGCGAGAGAUACCGAUCUUAUCAGGCAAAGUUUCAUAUAAUUGAGGAACUGCUUGGCAAACUUUAUGCCACAGUGGUUAGCGGUGAGCGAGGACAUGAUUACCGCAGAUUGGUGCAAGAACUUAACGUGGAAAGGCAACAUUGUAGAUCUACAAUGCGUAGCCUGUUCAAUAGUAACUUCGGAGCAACAUUUCUUACCGACACGGGUCAGGAAUCUGCAUUCUCGUACCACAUCCAUCAAUACGCUGAUAUAUAUACAAGUAAACCUGAAAAUUUCUCGUCUUGCUCUCUCGAGUCGUGGCUACAUGUGCCCUAUGACAUAAAGAUUAUGCCACAUCAUGUGAAGGUACCAUCAAGUUUGUUGAAAUCGCAGUAGCAAUCAUUGUUUGUUUUCGAUUUACUCUAGAUGGAAUUUUCAUGCAUGAUCGACCAUGUAACUUCUACAUGUAGCAAUAUUUUGAGAUAGAUUCAAUCCCUCGAAAUUAGUUAGUGGAGAGGGAAUUUUUUCUUGCAAAUACUUCCUUGUAGCACUUACAACUGGAAUUAUCAUUCUGGAGUUGGUGAAUGUCAACUUUUUUUUUU
Molecule: messenger RNA, 2016 nt
Organism: Zingiber officinale
Lineage: Eukaryota; Viridiplantae; Streptophyta; Magnoliopsida; Zingiberales; Zingiberaceae
Product: 5'-nucleotidase domain-containing protein DDB_G0275467-like
Exons: 14
Coding region: 230-1810 (526 amino acids)
Molecular function (GO): 5'-nucleotidase activity
Source: RefSeq, a predicted model, not a curated record